Messenger RNA from Zerene cesonia (dogface butterfly), 6077 nucleotides. RefSeq names its product Ig-like and fibronectin type-III domain-containing protein 2. The transcript is spliced from 29 exons. Gene Ontology annotation, molecular function: protein binding. Bases 256 to 4623 code for a protein of 1455 amino acids. NCBI's taxonomy places the organism in Eukaryota, Metazoa, Arthropoda, Insecta, Lepidoptera, Pieridae. The record is from RefSeq and is a predicted model, not a curated record.
GCUCACGUCUCGUUAGUCGUCCCCCGUCGACUGCCGCGCGCACACGGUCGGUAGCUGAUAAAUUCAAUUUCGCGCCGCGUGUGUUCGAAUUUUGAAUUUGUGUUUUUUUUUUAUUUUGUCUGUGUGCAGUGCAAGGAUUUAAUUGCAUCGAGCAAAGAGAAACUACCACAAAGGAGCUCAACAUAACAUUGACUCGCAUGCACCCAGACAGCUAGCGGUCGCUCAACACCGGGGUCUAGAACCCUUAGCACCAACAUGAGAGCGCUUACGCUCAGCGUUGCUUUACUGGCCGCGCUUACCACUUCUCUAGCACAGUCAGAUGAUACCAAAGAAACUGUAGAAAGCGCGAGCUCAUCAAGCAGUUCUGAUGACGAGUCCAAAGAGGCGUGGAUGCGGGCGCCCGCGGGGACGGUAGCGGUGCGCAGCGGGGAGGACGCUCUCCUCACCUGCGUGGUGCUGGGGGCGAGAGGCAAGCCAGUACUGUGGCGGAGGGCGAGGGACUCUUCGCUGCUGACGGCUGGCGGCGUGAGAGUGACGAGGGACGAGAGGGUGAAAGUGCUGCACGAUGAUGCAGAUGAACCUCUCCAAGGCCCAGGGAUCAGAAAAGGUGGUGACGUGUGGGCACUCGUCAUUAAGUCGGUGAAGUCUUCAGACGCAGGGCUAUACACCUGCGAGCUGAACACUGAACCGCCUGUGAGGAGCUUCCAUAGACUCACAGUUAUAUCCCGAGGCUUAACGCCACCAGAAGCGCAGAAUGCAACAGACUCGUACUCAGCAAACAACCCCACUCUUUCCACUCUGGCUCUGUCCCACAACUACACGGAUUGCUGCAUCAGCGCCAACGUGUCAAGAGGAUGUCUCGGCUUCUGCAGUAUCCAGACUAUUUUAGAAGGAACGGGGCAGGAUCCGGAGACAUGUCAACCAGACUUCCCAGCAAUUGUUAAAUGCAUGGCGGAUGGUCGCAACCAUGUCCCAUGCUGUGUGCAGGAACAUGUACCAGAUAUCUGCCAGGAUGUCUGCCGCGGAGAGUUCACGCCAGUCACAGAUAAUAUUAAAACGCACUAUAGUUGCGCAGCGUACAUGGAGAAGACAUUAGCGUGCAUUGUAGAAGGAAUUGAACUGCUUCCAAGCCCGCCAGAAGACGUUGAAGUGGAACCCUUAAGCGAAAAACAACUGAAUAUCACGUGGAGCCCGCCAUUGGAAAACACAGAAACGGUCACAGAAUACAUAGUUAAUGUAACCACACUCCGGUCGUUUGAUGCCCACUUAAUAGAUCCCUCUGAGAGUUCAAUGCGUAACACAAGCAUGAAAAUGAGCCAGCCAAUGACUUACAAAGUACCAGCGAAUAAGACCUUCUUGGUAUUAAAUGACUUGCUACCGUUUACGAUGUAUGAGAUAUCAGUCACUUCGUAUAAUAUUCAUGGAUCCAGUCUACCAAGCUACAGCAUCAGAUCGCUAACCCUGACUCCUGGUAAAAUGAAGACCACAGCAGUAGCUUCAGCUCCAAAGCUACCAGAUGUCAGAAGUUGCUGUCUCUCAGCUGGGAUCAAUCACUACGGGUGUGUGGACAAGCUCUGCGACCCCACUAAAACAUUUGAGAUAGGCUUGCAGGUGACAGAUCUGAUGAUAUGCGCGCCGUGGGCUGGAGUCACCUUUGGAUGUCUCGCUAACGGCAUGGACCAUACGCCGUGCUGCCGCGCCAGGGGCCUGCCUGAAGCCUGUCUUCCCUUGUGCAGUGGAAAUAUUACUAAUUUGGACUUUAAUCAUUUUAAAUGUCUCCGCUUCAUGACCGGCUACACCAACUGCCUGCUGCAAGGCUACGGCGUGCUGCCGGGUCCGCCCACGCGCCUGCACCUCACCAAUAUAGAUACAGACUUCGCGGUGGUGCACUGGGCGCCGCCCAAUGCUCUCGCAGACACCGUACAGUUCUAUAACUUGCAUUAUAAGGCGCUGCAACUGGAGGAAGACUACAAAACUGUGGAGAGGGUUCAAUCACCCUUCAUCUUAGAAGAUUUGGAAUCGAAUACUGACUACGAGAUAUUUGUCGAAGCGGUCAAUGAACACGGCCUAGGGGAAGCUUCACCUAGACUUAUAUUCAGGACUCAGAGUUUGGCAUUAGAAGAUGAAGAAGAGGUGUCAAACGCGUACAACGUGACGGCGUGUUGUGAGAAGGUGCAAGUGGCGACCGUCUGCAUGCCACUCUGUUCGUAUGAUGCAAAAAUGUCCGACCUUCGGACGCUCGCGCCGCUGUGCGCGCAGGAGUUCCACAAGCUAUUGCGUUGCGGGGCUGGAGGCCGUAACCACGAGGCGUGCUGCGCGCGCCGCGGCGUGCCCGCCUCGUGCCGCGGCGUGUGCGCCGGCGCGCCGCGUGGCAGCGUCAACUCCUGCGUGUCUUAUGUUGGCAACAUCGUGCAGUGCUUCGAGGAGGGCACCGGAAUACUCCCCGGACCGCCUCGAGAACUCCAUGCGGUGGUUAAUCACGACAAGCUGUUCCUGGACUGGGCUGCACCUCAAGACGGCGCCAAUGCAACUUCGUACGUCGUCCAUUGGCAGAAGGUCGAUAAUAACUCGCAGCCCUACUACUAUAACACUCUGCAAUUGGACAAUAAAAUGAACGUGACUCAAACCAUGGCGCGGCUUGAAGGUUUGGAUGUCAAUAGCACUUACCACGUGUUUGUGGUUGCGGCGAAUGAUUUUGGAACAUCCCUACCAUCUAGUAUGCUGCUGCUAAAUAUUACUGAAGAUACAGAAAACAAAGAGGUAUCGGGUAUCCCGUCUCCCCCCCACUCGCUCUCGGUUGCUUCCCACUCGGCGACAUGGCUCGCCCUGAGUUGGCAACCACCACAGUUCUCACAGCCUGAUGAGAAAAUCACUUAUACAUUGUUCUUCAAGUCUCCAACCCAGCUGGGCACGGGCAACGUGACCAAAAUUACCACAACCGUACCGGGCCAUACGCUGGAGAAACUAAGUCCGAAUACGCAAUAUGUAGUAUGGGUGACGGCACACGCGGUUGCUGGUGACUCGCUGCCCUCGGAGACACUCUUGGCCUGGACUGACCCAGCUUACCCUGCGUUUGUUGAACCCCCAACCAUAAACCCCGUAAACCUGGUGGUGGAAGGUUCCAGCAUGACAAUCCUGUGCAUCGCGAUGGGAACACCGACACCAACAAUUUCGCUGUACAUCUCUGGCCGCCUCGUCCGCCAAGAAGUGACACGUCACAUGGUGACGGUGAUCCACAACGUGACGCGUGACAUGUCGCAAGUGUCCUGCUACGCAGACAACGGCUAUGGCACGCCGAUGCAGGCGUCACGCAGGAUCAAUAUAUCGCAUGUCCCAACCAUCCAAGCAUCUGGUAUAACAAUGGCCGCCGCUGGCGACUCAGUGAUACUCGAGUGCCGCGUGGAAGCACUUCCCAAACCCACAGUAGCGUUCUGGAGAGACCCCAGCGGUAGGACGCCUGUUAUCGACGGACCUAACUACAGUAUACAAUUGCUAUCCGACCCUGAGGAAUCAACAAAGUACACAAUGCGCCUUAUCAUAAAGAAGAUAACAGAAACAGACGAGGGCGACUACUUCUGCCACGCGGAGAACGCCUUCGGGAAGACCCUAAGACCAGUGUCAGUACGGCUGCGCACUGCUCCUCAUCAUAAUGUCACUGAAUGCUGCACUCAGAUGAACGUAUCAUCAACGUGCAUAGAUGCGUGCAGCUUCCACCUUGAUAUGGACAAUAUAAUGGACCGGCCGGAAUGUAUGGAUGAUUUCGAGAAACUUAUGAAGUGUGCUGCCGAUGGCUCAGACCACCGUGGCUGCUGCGCAUCCUGGGGCGUGCCUCGCAACUGCCUGGAGUUGUGCCGCGGCGGGCCGGUGUCGCGCACGUGCGCGCUGCAGCACGCGAGGCGCGCGCUCGCUUGCUUCAGGGAUGCGGGGGCUAAACUGCCGGGACCUCCUAGGAACUUGAAGGCACAUGUUGCUCCUACGCCGCACGCUGUUUUGUUGAGCUGGGAUGCUCCAUUGAAGAACCCGCAAACAGUUUACCUGUACAGAGUGUUCUGGCGUGCAUACGGCGCCAAAGUGCCUGAGAAACUGGACACCAGCGAGACCAGCGUGGUGCUCACCGGCCUGCAGGACGACGUCCGGUAUGAGUGCGUGGUGAAGGCUGCUAAUGAUGUUGGAACAUCGUCCCUCAGCCAGUCCAUAAUGUUCACGACAGCGGGGCAGGAGACCGGCGCCGCAGCCGCGCCUGUCGGCGGCUCCAGCACCGCGUCAGCUGUUGGCGGCGCCGUCGCCUGCAUACUCGUCGCCGCUAUCCUGCUCUCUGCUGGACUGUAUUAUAGGCAUCGGAAGAAUCUGCGACUCAAAGCUCAAGGAGGAGUUGCUUUUGAAAAUCCCAGCUAUUUGAGAGAACCAAAUCCAGAUACUGUUGUCAAUGGUACAGUACCAAAUGGUAACACCGCAAAUGGAGGUAACGGUGUAGCGAACAGUAUAUCAAACAGCACAGCGUGGAGGCAGGAGACGCUCCAGAAUCCCAGUACGGCGAUCCCAACUGCGAGGGAAGUGGACCCCACGUUGUACGAGGAGCUUAAGCUCGGGCAGGACGGGGCCGGGUUCAAAAGACUGAAAUAGCCCUCGGUUCGCCGCUCGCCGCUCCGCUCGCCGCGGCUGUCGUCGCCGCGCGUCGCGCCGGAGUACUGAGCGGCGGCACGCCACGCGCGCGCUUAUAUAACCUCGGUGUCACUGUUGAUGGCGGGUACCUGCUAUUUUUCAUAGUGAAAUAACAGACGAAACGUUUUUGGUGUGAUAAUAAAUAAUAAUCCUUACGCUACAUUUUUAGCGCGUGAUUUUAUCAAAAUUGUGGGUAGAAUGAAAAUUACGAAUUAAAAUUUCCAUUACACGUCAUGACGGCAAAAUUGUGAUUGCAGUGCAGGAUUGAUUAUAAUAUAUACUGUAUUUCUUUUUGUAGGUAUUUCUCUUUUAGAAAUUUUCUGAUACUUUGUUAGCAUUUUCCCUCAAAUUAAUUAAGAAUUUUAUUUUAUCACAAGUGAUGCAAACAGCGUGGUAAGAGCGGAGCUUAGUAAAUAGAAAUGCAAUUAUAUUUCCCAUAGUAAAUGUGAUUAAAACCAAAAAUAAGAUGUCUAUAUAUUUAAAUAUUAUCUUUCUUCUGCAUAAGCGGAUAUAGCAAAUACGCAAAAUUAAAGCAAUAAUUGCAGCUUGUCAAAAAUUGCAAACCCAAAAUAAGUUAAAUACCUUCACUAAGGGCAGUUUCACACGGUUAUCCCAAAUAUUCCGACGUGAAUAGUCAGUGUGAAACGGUCUUUAAAAAAAUGUAGAUAUGUGAUGAGUUGUAAAAAUAUAUUAGAUCGUUCUUUAAAAAAUGUGCCUUCGAACAAUAUAUAGUAGAAUAAAUGUAUAAUAACGUAUAUAUUAGUGACUAUCGGCCUGUUAUUGAUCGAAUAUUGUAAAUAAUACAUUCCAUAGAAUGUAGGAUUAGUUCGAAACGGGUGAAGUUGAAUCUUGUUUUGUUCUAAUACGAAUUUAUUUUAAGAAUCAUUAUUUCCCCAUUUUCAUUGAUAGUUACCUCUUUUCAGUAUACUGAGUUUUCACCCGCUGCGCAUGCGUGAAAUAUAAAUUUGUAAAAUAUAUUGGAAGAAGGAGAUCAUAAUAUGUUUUCUUUGAUCACAUCUUAGCUUAUCAGGCGAGAUCGUGAUCAAGCUUUACCCCAUUACACCACCAAAAAGUUGUUAAUGGAAUUGUUCAUAAAACAUAUAAGCAGCAAAGUUGAUGAAAUUUUACGCAGUACCCCUUCUCCCAUCCUUUGUAUCUUAAUAUUUAAUAUUUUACGCAUACGCAGCGUUAUAUUUUGGUGUGUUUGCUCAGAUAAAGAUUGUGAUUAUUAGUGUAUAAUAUUAGAUAAUUCUUGUAGGAUCUAGCAAAAGUUUUAGAUGCAUAAAAACGCGGGAUACAUUCAAAUAUAUAUACAUUAUAUUGCUGUCUCUAAAACUUUUACUGGAACAAUUAUUUAGGUAAGAAAGACCGAUGUGAUUAGAUUUGUAAAUAAUAAUAAAAAGUAUAAAUUAUUA